Molecule: messenger RNA, 3436 nt
Organism: Pseudonaja textilis
Lineage: Eukaryota; Metazoa; Chordata; Lepidosauria; Squamata; Elapidae
Source: RefSeq, a predicted model, not a curated record
AAGAUACCAAGUGCCUAUUGAAAACAAAGACACUCCUUUUCUCACAUUUUGCCAUAUGGGUCUUGGCUGUGGAAAUUCUUGCUCUGUCCGAAGCUGCCAAUAUUCUUCUCAGAAUUCUUCUGAAGACCAGAGAUUUCUCUACUGCUGCUGCAAUGCUAGCAUUAUCUUGCAACCAGGCUGGGCUCCUAGCCUGGAUGUUGCUGCUGCUGUCCUUGUCUGAAGUUCAAAGUGACUGCCCAAGACCAGUUCUACCUCCCCAUUCUUCACUAAGAGGAGGAGGAGGAGGCCUAGAAGAUACCUAUCCAGCUGCAGCUGUUCUGAGAUUACAGUGCAACCCAGGUUAUGAAUAUAUAUCUGGAAUAACUCCUAAAAUGACAUGUCUUGACACUAGUAAGUGGUCAGAUCUUCCUACACUUUGUCAAGGAAAGAGAUGUCCCGUUCCAAAUAUAGAAAAUGGCAAAAUAGUCUCUUCAGAUGACUUGCGACUUGGAGAGGAAGUAAUCCUUGGUUGCAAUUAUGGGUUCAGAAUAAUAGGUGGUUCUGUCCGUCAGUGUGUUCUGAAAUCAGGCAUAGUUGACUGGAAUAGAGAGCUUCCAGUUUGCGAAAGUAUUCCUUGUGCUCGUCCUCCUGUAAUUGCCAAUGGAAGAUUUGAUCCCAGUCCUUCAGAUGUAUAUGAGGUUGGCUGGAUAGCAAUCUAUCGGUGUGAUGCUGAUUACUCCCUUAUUGGAGUUUCUACUAUUAUAUGUGUAGUUGCAGAAAAUGGUAUAGAUGGAAAGUGGAAUUUGCCUUCACCUGAAUGCAAAAAGGUCAAGUGCCCUAGACCAAGCAUCCCAAAUGGAAAUGUGACAAGUGUGUUUCAAGCUACAUAUACGUAUCAGGAUAAUUUAGAGAUUGAAUGCAAUCCUGGCUACACUUUGUUAGGAUCUUCUUCAAUUCAAUGCAACGCUGAUAGUCAAUGGAAACCAUCUCUUCCAGUGUGUGAUAAGAUCCCUACCACUUCCAAACCAACCAAACCCCCCACACCUGCUGUUCCUUCUACUCCCCCAAUUCCCCCUAAGCCUGGCACUGUUUCACCAAAAGAAGAUGGCACUGAAGAGGUUAAGUGCCACAGACCAAGAAUCCCAAAUGGAAGAAUAGCAAGUGUGUUUCAAGCUACAUAUACGUAUCAGAAUAAAAUAAUAAUUGAAUGCAAUCCUGGCUACACUUUGUUAGGAUCUUCUUUAAUUGAAUGUGACUCUGAUAGUCAGUGGAAACCGUGUGUUCCAAGGUGUGAUAAGAGUGACUGCCCAAGACCAGUUCUACCUCCCCAUUCUUCACUAAGAGGAGGAGGAAGCCUAGACGAUACCUAUCCAGCUGCAGCUGUUCUGAGAUUACAAUGCAUUCCAGGUUAUGAAUAUAUAUCUGGAAUAACUCCUAAAAUGACAUGUCUUGACACUAGUAAGUGGUCAGAUCUUCCUACACUUUGUCAAGGAAAGCGAUGUCCUGUUCCAAAUAUAGAAAAUGGCAAAAUAGUAUCUUCAGAUGACCUCCGACUUGGUGAAGAAGUAAUCCUUGGUUGUAAUUAUGGGUACAGAAUAAUAGGUGGCACCACUCGUCAGUGUGUUUUAAGAUCAGGCGUAGUUGACUGGAAUAGAGAACUUCCAUCUUGCGAACGUAUUCCUUGUGUUCGUCCUCCUGUAAUUGCCAAUGGAAGAUAUGAUCCCAAUCCUUCAGAUGUAUAUGAUGCUGGCUGGAUAGCAAUCUAUCGGUGUGAUCCUGAUUAUUCCCUUAUUGGAAAUCCUAAAAUUACAUGUGUAGUUGCAGAAAAUGGUUUAGAUGGAGAGUGGGAUUUGCCUUCACCUGAAUGCAAAAAGGUCAAGUGCCACAGACCAAGCAUCCCAAAUGGAAACGUGGCAAGUGUGUUUCAAGCUACAUAUACAUAUCAGGAUAAUUUAGAGAUUGAAUGCAAUCCUGGCUACACUUUGUUAGGAUCUUCUUCGAUUCAAUGCGACAGUGAUAGUCAGUGGAAACCAUCUCUUCCAGUGUGUGAUAAGAUCCCUACCACUUCCAAACCAACCAAACCCCCCACACCUGCUGUUCCUUCUACUCCCCCAAUUCCCCCUAAGCCUGGCACUGUUUCACCAAAAGAAGAUGGCACUGAAGCAGCUGCAGGGCCCCCAACUACAACUCAAACAACUCCCAAGGAUGAACCAGGAUCUGGCCAUGUUAUUGGAAUUGCUAUUGGAGCUGUCAUUGCCGCUAUAGUUCUAGCUGCUUUAAUUUAUGCAGCUGUGAGAUGGUUCUCUCUCCAGGGGAAAGCUAACACUCAUCCUGCUUCUACUGAUAAUUACCGUGUAGUUUCAGAAAAAGAUGUGGCUUUGGAACCAAAAUCAAAAGACUGAUCUGAGUCCAUUGAACUUCUACAAUAAAACUUCAGUAAUCUUUCAACAGUUUUCCUUCAGAACUGAAGAUAGGAACUUAUUAAAGAACUGAGUUCAAAGUUCAUAGAUUUACAGUUUGACCAUUGGAUGAGGCAAUUAAUACAUGAAAUAAUCAACAUAUGAUCUACAAGACUGCAUAUGCUGCUUCUACAUUCUAAUAGUUUGCACUUAAAUCCUUUCAGAGUAUCACUUAGUGUGUCUGCUUCUUAUCACUCAGAUACAGAAUUUGAGGAACCUAUCAUGUUUCUGCUUCAGGGAUAAUGCAUUAUGCUGUUAACAAGAUAUGAUUAUAUUAGAAUGGAAGAGUCUUCAUGGUUCUUUUAACAGCCUAGUUCUUAAAUCAGGCUUCUGAGUUCAUGUGGCAGCCAAAGAAAAGCUAAUCUUGCUUUCUGGGUUUAAAUUUAUACGGCAACAGUAAGCUUUGCUGAAUAUAGUGUUCUGUUUUAUAUUUUAACAGUCAACAUCACUGUGAUAAGGUAUAUUUUGAUUGAAUGGAACUGAUUCUGAAAUGUUCACCUGAGGUGCUUGGGAGGGGGAGAAUGACAAAAUGUGUAUUGUGAUGUUCUGUGAUAUUACAAAAUACAUUAUGUCAUUUUGGCAUCAGUCUGGCUAGCGUGGAUACUUACAGCAUUCAAGAAAGUAUUUUGCCUUAGUUUGCAAAAGUUGUAUUUGUAAAUUUUAUUGUAUUAUAUGAAAAAAUUAAAUGCAAUGUUUGUAUAUAGAGAAAUGUCUGGCAAUGGUAAUAUUAAAGUUUGAAUUGCACUGAACUUUUUAUCAGAAACUACCAGUUAUACAUUCAUACAUAAUGGAAUAAAAAUAAAGCUUUGUGAAUAGAACUGAAGUCUUACUGCAACAAAAUAGGUUUUUACUGAUAAGUGCCCUUGGUUUGAAUAUAAAUAUUAGAAUUGCAUAUUUUGAAUGGUAGGAGAAAACUGUUUUUGAUUUUGAUUGAUUAAUUUCAACAGACAAAAAGUUCUAAAGAUUGCAUUUCUUAAAAUGGGCUGGAGGGUUUUUUU